CCAACUUCCAAGUCCGGCCUGGCCGCCGCCGCCGGACAAGAAUCGUUGCCCUGAGAGAUGGCGGGGUCGGGUCCAGCACCGUCACCAGAGGGGCCGUCGGCGGCGGUGGAGGGUGAUCACCAGAAGGGUCCGCCCGCGCUGAUGCUGUUCGACACGAGGACGAAGAAGACGGAGGUUUUCCGGCCGCUCGUGGAGGGCAAGGUCGGCAUGUACGUCUGCGGCGUGACGCCCUACGACUUCAGCCAUAUCGGACACGCCCGCGCCUACGUAUCCUUUGACGUCCUCUACAGGUACCUAAAGUUCUUGGGGUAUGAGGUUGAGUAUGUGCGCAACUUCACUGAUAUCGAUGAUAAGAUUAUUAGGCGAGCAAAUGAAGCUGGUGAGACGGCAAGUAGUUUGAGUAACCGUUUCAUCAAUGAGUUCCUCCAUGAUAUUGUUGAACUUCAGUGCUUACCUCCGACUCGCGAGCCGCGAGUGACGCAGCAUAUAAAACAGAUAAUAGAUUUGAUAACCAAGAUAAUGGAGGAAGAUAAAGCCUAUACUAUUGAAGGAGAGGGUGUAUACUUCUCCAUUGAUAACUUUCCUGAAUAUCUUAGUCUAUCCGGAAGAAAGUUAGAAGAUAAUCUUCCAGGGUCACGAGUUGCUGUUGAUCCAAGAAAGCGGAAUCCGUUUGACUUUGCAUUAUGGAAGUCCGCCAAGGAGGGUGAGCCAUUCUGGGAGAGUCCUUGGGGCCAUGGAAGACCAGGAUGGCAUAUUGAGUGCAGUGCGAUGAGCAAACAAUAUUUAGGUCCAGCGUUUGAUAUUCAUGGUGGGGGAAGAGAUCUGAUCUUUCCUCAUCAUGAGAAUGAACUUGCCCAAAGCCGAGCAGCUUAUCCUGAAAGUGAAGUCAAAUGCUGGAUGCAUAAUGGCUAUGUCAUGAACAAUGGCAAGAAAAUGGCAAAAGCAGAUAAAAACUUCUUCACUAUCAGAGAUAUCAUUGCUCGAUACCAUCCCAUGGCUUUAAGGUUGUUCUUAAUGCGAACACACUACAGGUCUGAUAUGAACCACUCUGAUACAGCCCUUGAGUUUGCAUCUGGCCGUGUCUACUAUAUUUAUCAGGCUUUACAAGAGUGUGAAGAAGUUAUAUCCUUGUACCGUGGUGACAAGUUGGACGUCCCGCUACCAGCAUGCGAUCAGAAGGUGGUUGACGACAGCCACGAAAAUUUUCUGAAGCACAUGUCAAAUGAUCUUCAUACAACAGCGGCCCUUGAUGAGCUUAUGAAACCAGUCAGAGCAAUAAACAGUAACUUGAGUGAUUUGAAGAAAUUGCUGCAGAAACUAGAGCAGCAGAAAAAGGCACAGUCAGGGAAGAAGCAGCAGCAACCCAAACAGCCAGAGAAGAAAGAGCAGCAGCAGAAGAAGAACCAGGCAGAGGAGAAGCAGCAGGGACAUUACGUACAAGCUCUGGUUGCCCUGCAUGGCGAAGUCACGAGUAAACUGUCUCUUCUUGGGCUGAUGCCAUCAUCGUCAUCUUUGGCUGAGGUAUUGAAGGAACUGAAGCAGAAGGCUCUGAAGCGAGCGAGGAUGACUGAAGAGGAGCUGCAGCAGGUGAUCGAGCAGAGAAGAGUUGCGAGGAAGAACAAGGACUUUGCAGAGUCGGACCGGAUCAGAAGGGAGCUCUCCGCUCGGGGCAUCGCCUUGAUGGACGAGCCUACCGGGACUCUGUGGAAACCAGCUGAACCGGAGCUGGUCGAGGAACCCUUGGCGUCGUUGACAUUGCAAGCAGGGUGAUGUGUUCAUGUUCGCUAUAGAAUUAUAGCACAAAC
Lolium rigidum is the source of this 1805-nucleotide messenger RNA. RefSeq names its product cysteine--tRNA ligase CPS1, chloroplastic/mitochondrial-like. The coding region runs from base 58 to 1770 and encodes 570 amino acids. Gene Ontology annotation, molecular function: cysteine-tRNA ligase activity; ATP binding. Gene Ontology annotation, cellular component: cytoplasm. Gene Ontology annotation, biological process: cysteinyl-tRNA aminoacylation. The transcript has 9 exons. Lineage: Eukaryota; Viridiplantae; Streptophyta; Magnoliopsida; Poales; Poaceae. The record is from RefSeq and is a predicted model, not a curated record.